AUGUCUGUGCUCAAUAGCUUCCAACUCCUACCUGCUAUUGAAAUCGGCAACGAAAAGGCGGGAUUGCAGCAUAUCCUAGACAAACAUGGCAAGGAAUUUGAAAGGCUCGGAGAGGAGAAGGAGACAAAAUUAAUGGAACUUGCUGAGACCUCAACCUCAAUUGGCCUGCGUAUGUGCGCACAGAAGUCUCGUCCAAUAUUUGGCCUGUUCUUCCACGGCAAUCUAUUGGCAGUGGCCAUCCAAGCUGGAGACAAUGGCUUUGUGGUGUCUAUGAACACGAAGAGCUUCGACAGGAUGAAGGAUGAAGUAGCAAAACACGGCGGCACGGAGCAGCUUGAAAAGCUGCUUCGUGAACUCCACAGCUGGCCAAUUUACUGA
Aspergillus pseudoviridinutans is the source of this 378-nucleotide messenger RNA. RefSeq lists its product as uncharacterized. The record is from RefSeq and is a predicted model, not a curated record. The transcript has 2 exons. The coding region runs from base 1 to 378 and encodes 125 amino acids. NCBI's taxonomy places the organism in Eukaryota, Fungi, Ascomycota, Eurotiomycetes, Eurotiales, Aspergillaceae.